AUGCUAUCGGUACUAAUUUUAUUUCAUUGCGUAGUAAUCAUCUUCAGUCAACGCCUGAUUUACUCGCAUUUCGAUAAUCCAAAUGAUAAAGAUCAAUUUAAAAUAGAUUUUGAAAGUGGAAGCUACACCAUAGAAGCAAGUUGGUAUAAAGCGUACUCUAACGCUCAAGAUGGAAGUGCAAAGGGAAGAUCUGAGCUCCGAAGAGAUAAUAUAAUAUCAGGCAAUGGAGCUAAACGUUACUUUAAAGCAAUUUAUUUCAUUCCCAAUAAUCUUGGUAAUCAAGCUGGUAUCAUUGGACAAGGUAUAGAACAAGUACCCGGUGCUCCAUGGAAUCCAAUCUUUUUUUGGAUGGCAUGGCCAGGAAAUGGAGUUGAACUGUCUGUUUAUGCUGAAACAGGUCCUAAUCCAAUUAUUAAAAAAAUUACAACUGAAGAUCCAAGAGGCAGAAUGCAUACAAUAGAAAUGUGGGCUUAUUUUACGACUAACAAUGAUGGAUGGAUGGAUGUUCGUUAUGAUAACGGACCAGUGAAAACUAUCCACUCUGGAAAAACAUUGCCAACUGGCAGAUAUCCAGGAGCUUUCAAAGUUGGUACUUAUGCGGGCUAUUAUGGAAAAUUUAACUCUGAAGUUUGGGUACAUAUGGUCGAAGUUAUUGCUGAUGGAGCUCCUCCGAAUUCAAUUAGUGGUCACAGUUUUUAA
Rotaria socialis is the source of this 699-nucleotide messenger RNA. The record is from the annotation of a GenBank genome assembly. NCBI's taxonomy places the organism in Eukaryota, Metazoa, Rotifera, Eurotatoria, Philodinida, Philodinidae.